CAUAGUCAAUAAAUUUGCGUCGAUGCAGCCUCAGUUUGCUACUUUAUUUUUUUAAUGAAAGCUGUAUUUACCUAGAAUUCACCAUGUCUCUCGCAACGAUGACUAUAAGAGAAAAGGAUCAGAUGUAUAGGCUGAUAAUUAGUCAACUACUUCAUGAUGGUUACCAUGAGAUUUCACAGCAGCUGAGUAAGAUUGUGUGUCCGGUUCCUGAUUGUCCACCAUCAGAUCGUCUUCAGAAAGUUGUACAGCUGGGUCUUAGAGCAGAACCUGACAGACCUCCUCCAGUCCUGAUAUCUGACACAGUUGCUCCAGCUUCAUCUAUUGAUUUGGACUUUGAUACAGAGGUGCAAUCACAAGCCCCCGAAGCAGCCCAGUACGAGACCUGCUAUGUCACCGCUCAUAAGGGACCAUGUCGGAUAGCUGCAUGGAGCAACGAUGGUCAGCUGAUUGCAACUGGAUCAACGGAUGCAUCAAUCAAGAUCCUGGAUGUGGAGCGUAUGUUAGCAAAGAGUGCAGCCUCGGCCCCUACCACAGAUACAGUUGAAAGCCAUCCUGUUAUCAGGACCCUAUAUGAUCAUGUUGAUGACAUCACAGCCCUUGACUUUCACCCGUCAUGGCCCAUCCUGGUAUCGGGAGGUAAAGACUGCACCGUUAAACUCUUCGAUUUCUCAAAGUCAACAGUCAAGAAGUCGGCCAAGUCCAUCCAGGAAGUUUCCCCGAUCAGGUUCACUACAUUCCAUCCGUGUGGGGAUUUCUUACUGGUUGCAACAGAACACCCAACGUUGAGGCUGUAUGAUGUAAAUACUGCUCAGUGCUUUGUGUCUUGUAAUCCCAGCGACCAACAUAAAGCUAUGAUGAAUAUGAUGGAAUACAGUCCUCUUGGCAACAUGUAUGCCUCUUGCAGUAAUGAUGGAUCUAUCAAACUCUGGGAUGGUGUGAGUAACAGGUGUGUCAAUACACUCAAAGAUGCUCAUGGAGGAGCUCCUGUCUGUUCUGUUAGAUUCUCAAGAAAUGGAAAGUAUGUGCUAUCCAGUGGCAAAGACUCCUUGGUGAAACUUUGGGAGAUCGCUACCAGCAGAACACUCAUCACAUAUACGGGAGCCGGGUCUGAGCAGAUGAAGACUAAUACACAAGCUGUAUUCAACCACACAGAGGAUUAUGUAUUCUUUCCUGAUGAGAAGACAUUGAGUUUAUGUUGCUGGGAUUCAAGGAAUGCAGAGAGGAACAAGCUGCUAUCUCUAGGCCACAACAAUGUCGUCAGUUGCAUCAUCCACUCACCUACAGGACCUGGCUUCGUGACGUGUAGUGACGACUUCAGAGCUAGAUUCUGGUAUCAUCGAACAGACUCGAACUGAUUUUCUGCGAAGCAUGAUUAGCUGAAAUCAGUCACAUAGGAGAGUAGUUUAAUCAGGGGUUUCUAGUUAGACUAGGCCAUAAGCUUCAUUUUCAAUUCCCUCAGAUAGGAUGUAGACCUGUAGGUCUCUUUAUUUGCUCUAGAACAUACAGGACCCCAUUUCAUAAAACUUUCUAUAAAUAACAUACUAGGAUUCAUUGACAAAAACUAUCUUGGCCAAGCCAAAGGUACCGUUUAGUAGCUUAUAGCAGAAUCUUUUAAUGUGUCAUUGAUGACUAGUUUCAUGAAGCAGGGCCCUAUCCUGUCUAUCUUGAUGCCGGUCAUGUAACCUUUAAGCCCAUUCACGGUUGUAAACUUCGCAUGAGCAGAAAAGGUCAUUUGAGAUAAACCAUGAAGGUGGCUUUCAAAUUCACUGACAUACGCAUUUGUGAUAUGAUGAUUAUUCAUGUAUUCAUGUCAAAAUAUUCAUUUUAUCACAUCCAAGCUGAAGAGUAAUAAAUAAAUCCUACAUAAUCACUAGUAUUUGACAGUAGUCUAAACAAUAGUCAAAUGUGCCAAAGGCAGAAAAUAAAACAGAUUUCCAAACUUUAUCCCUGAUGUACUAUUCUAGUCACCUGGUAUAUACAAUGCCUUUUG
This is a messenger RNA of Lytechinus variegatus (green sea urchin), 1990 nucleotides long. RefSeq names its product cleavage stimulation factor subunit 1-like. Lineage: Eukaryota; Metazoa; Echinodermata; Echinoidea; Temnopleuroida; Toxopneustidae. Gene Ontology annotation, cellular component: mRNA cleavage stimulating factor complex. Gene Ontology annotation, biological process: mRNA 3'-end processing. The transcript has 12 exons. The coding region runs from base 84 to 1355 and encodes 423 amino acids. Gene Ontology annotation, molecular function: protein binding; RNA binding. The record is from RefSeq and is a predicted model, not a curated record.